AUGAAGGACUUUACUAUCCUCACCAUCUUUGUGGGCUUGGUGUGGGCUACACCCAUGCCAGAAGUACACAAUGAGGCUUCACAGGCUUUAUCUUCACGCCAGUCUACUAGUUUUUGGUACCCCAAUAUGGACCAUACUGGGCAGUUUCGUGGAUUUGCCCCUGACCUUGAUGGGGACUUCAACUACCCUGUUUUCAAAGCUGUAAACCCUGGUGACGGCGCUUCUAUCCAGGCCGCGAUCAACUCCGGAACAGGAAGUGCAACUAGGCACCCGAAAUGGCUUGCAUCUCAGCCAAGAGUCGUUUACAUCCCACCGGGUACCUAUACAAUAAGCAAGACAAUCUAUAUGAAUACAGACACUAUCCUCAUGGGUGAUGCAACAAAUCCUCCGAUCAUCAAAGCUGCGGCCGGGUUUUCCGGAGAGCAGACAUUGAUCAAUGGUCGAGACCCGGCAACGAAUGGCAAUGGUGAAGAGUCCUUUGCGGUUGGGCUGAAGAACCUGAUCCUCGACACUACUGCAAUCCCAGGAGGCAAGUUCACGCGCAACGACUUCAUUGCGCUCGGAUGGGGGGUUGCUCAGGUGGCACAGCUUCAGAACAUCAAGAUCACAAUGGCUUUCUCCGUCAAUGGCCGUGGACACACCGGCAUCCACCUCGAUCGCGGGUCAACCCUUGGCCUCGCCGAUGUCCGAAUUGAGCGCGGUCAGAACGGUAUCUGGCACGAUGGCCACCAGCAAGCGCUGUACAAGAGCAUUUACUUCUUCCAAAACACAGUGGGAAUCCUCAUUAGUGGUGGCAGCACGAUCAGCAUCAUCAACCCAACGUUUGAUACCUGCGGGACUGGCGUUCGCAACACUGGCGGGGCCCCCUGGAUUGCCCUGAUUGAUGCCAAAUCCGUCAACUCCGGUGUCACAUUUGUCACCACGGGCUUCCCAUCCUUCCUGAUCGAGAACCUCAGCAAGGACACCAACUCGGACAUUGCUCAAGUUCCCAGCGGCACCGUCCUUGGCCCCCAGAGCCAUGUCGACACCUUCUCAUACGCCAACACGGUCGGCCGCAACCCGAUCUACGGCCCCACGACUUCGACCAACUCCCGGCCCGCGGCGCUGGCACCAGGCGGUAGAUAUCCCGCCAUCCCGGCGCCCAACUACGCCACGAACCCAGUCUCGGACUUUAUCAACGUCAAGGACCCAGCCCAAAAUGGCGGGCACACCGUUUUGGGUGACCACACGAUCGACGAAGCAGGCGUCCUGAACCAAGUCCUGCAGUUCGCCGCCAGCAACAACAAGAUCGCCUACUUCCCUUUCGGCAAGUACCGCGUCGACUCGACCCUCCUCAUCCCGAAGGGAUCGCGUAUCGUUGGAGAGGCCUGGGCCACCAUCACCGGCAACGGUGCCUUCUUCAAGGACUCGUCCAACCCGAAGCCCGUCGUCGCCGUCGGCAACGCGGGUGACGUCGGCACUGCUCAGAUCCAGGAUAUGCGCUUCACCGUGUCCGACGUGCUGCCCGGCGCCAUUAUCGUGCAGGUCAACAUGGCCGGCUCCGCUCCGGGGCAGGUCGCCAUCUGGAACUCGCUCAUCACCGUCGGCGGCACGCGUGGUGCCUCGGCCCUGACCAACGCGUGCCGCAGCGGUACCAACGAGUGCCGCGCCGCCUUCAUCGGCCUGCACCUGGCGCCGAGCUCGUCGGCAUACGUCGAGAACCUAUGGAACUGGGUCGCUGAUCACAUCACUGAGCAGUUCGACGGCGGGAACAACAUCGCGGGCAAGGGCGGCGUGCUGGUCGAGGCGACCAAGGGUACUUGGCUGCACGCCCUCGGCAGCGAGCACUGGUGGCUGUACCAGCUGAACUUCCGGCGCGCGAGCAACGUGCUUGUUUCGCUGCUGCAGAGCGAGACGAACUACGACCAGGGUGAUCUGGUGCAGCAGACGCCGCCUGCUCCCUGGACGGCGGACGUGACAAAUUGGGGCGACCCGGACUUCUCGUGGUGCGGCGGAGGUGAUACUCGUUGCCGUAUGGGGUUCGCGAACUACAUCAAUGGCGGCUCCAAUAUCUACACUUACGCCUCGGCUUCCUGGGUGUUCUUCAAGGGCCAAGGGCAGCUUUGUACCGGGUCAUUUGAGUGCCAGAAUUUCAUGCACUGGAUUUCUCAGACACCGAGCAACCUGCAGGCAUUCGGUCUCUGCUCCAAGGAUACUUGGACAACGCUACGCCUGGCGGACGGGACGAACAUCGUCACGCAGAAUGGUUUCACGGGCUCCUGGUCUCCGAACGGUGGUGACGUUGGCCGGUAUACGCCUUAG
Messenger RNA from Thyridium curvatum, 2301 nucleotides. RefSeq lists its product as uncharacterized. Lineage: Eukaryota; Fungi; Ascomycota; Sordariomycetes; Thyridiales; Thyridiaceae. The transcript has 7 exons. The record is from RefSeq and is a predicted model, not a curated record. Gene Ontology annotation, molecular function: polygalacturonase activity. The coding region runs from base 1 to 2301 and encodes 766 amino acids.